Molecule: messenger RNA, 1212 nt
Organism: Aspergillus tanneri
Lineage: Eukaryota; Fungi; Ascomycota; Eurotiomycetes; Eurotiales; Aspergillaceae
Product: SOS response-associated peptidase
Exons: 2
Coding region: 1-1212 (403 amino acids)
Biological process (GO): DNA damage response
Molecular function (GO): single-stranded DNA binding
Source: RefSeq, a predicted model, not a curated record
AUGAGCUUUAUCCGCUAUCGUAUGCAAGAACAAGGUAUGCGAGUCGAUGACGCCCCUCCAGAUGAGGACAUAAGAGAAACGUUCAAUUUCGCACCUGGCAACUUCGGUGCUGUAUACCGUGCCGACAGCCCGUCUCACCACCCCCGCAGUGAAGACGAGCAGCAGCGUCCCUCUUCCCCAGAGCAGGAAGACAAGGAUAGAGAGGAACAGAAGGGACGAACCAACGUGCAAGGAGCUUGCUUUAGCCCCGACAGCACCAAGUAUAAGCUCCAAAGCAUGAAAUGGGGUCUGGUGCCGUUCUGGACGAAGAGACAACCGGAUUACGGAUCGCUCAUGCGCACGAUCAAUUGCCGGGAUGAUUCCCUGAUCGAUGAUCGGGGGAUGUGGACGUCCAUGAAGCGGAAGAAGCGGUGCGUCGUGGUGUGUCAGGGGUUUUAUGAAUGGUUGAAGAAAGGGCCUGGUGGGAAGGAAAAGAUCCCGCACUUUACGAAACGGAAGGAUGGGGAUUUGAUGUAUUUUGCGGGGUUAUGGGAUUGUGUUUCAUAUGAUGGUGAGGGUGGCUCCGAGGAACCACUGUUUACCUACACGGUCAUUACGACGUCGUCGAACCCGUACUUGAAGUUCCUUCAUGACCGCAUGCCUGUGAUCCUAGAACCGAAUAGCGAGGCCAUGAGGAUUUGGCUGGAUCCAAAUCGGACGACAUGGUCGAAGGAUCUACAGUCUGUGCUAAAGCCCUAUGAAGGGGAGCUGGAGUGUUAUCCUGUACCGAAGGAAGUCGGAAAGGUGGGUAAUAAUUCUCCGGACUUUAUAGUUCCCGUAAGUAGCAAGGAGAAUAAGAGCAACAUUGCGAAUUUCUUUGCGAACGUGAAGCAGAGGAAGGCCGAACCGGCGGAAGGACUGAAACUCGUGAAAGAUGAAGAUGGUCGAUCAACCAAGGACACUGAAUGGAGCGAGGAGAACGCCCCUAAACAGACAUCUGGAGUCAAGAGAGAGCACCCGGAACAAGACCUUGGAGACGGCACAGACAAGAAAUCAAAGAUUGAGGAGCGUACUUCGUCACCGACAAAGGCCCGACAGCCAUCGAAACACCAGGCCUUGCAUUCCGGGAGAAAGACCCGGAGUGCCACAGUUAAUCAGAAGCCGCUGAAGAAGACGACUGCGAAAAAGCCAACGGACAGAUCGCAACGCAUCACUAAUUUCUUUGGUAAAUGA